This is a messenger RNA of Balaenoptera ricei (Rice's whale), 1032 nucleotides long. It is a transcript of the gene DAND5, whose product is annotated as DAN domain BMP antagonist family member 5. The record is from RefSeq and is a predicted model, not a curated record. Lineage: Eukaryota; Metazoa; Chordata; Mammalia; Artiodactyla; Balaenopteridae. Gene Ontology annotation, molecular function: morphogen activity. Gene Ontology annotation, biological process: signal transduction involved in regulation of gene expression; determination of heart left/right asymmetry.
AUGAUCCUCAGCCAGCUGACCACUCUCUUGAGCCUGCUCACUGGGGCCUGGCUGCCCACAGGCUCAGGGAGGCCUGGACCCCGAGGCCUCCCAGCUCAGCCCCAGGCUGCUGCCAAUGAGACCCAGUCUCUUGGUCAAGGGGCUCCAGCUUUCCCAGUGCCAUCCUCUGCCCUUGGCAGCUGGAAGGCCUUCUUGGGCCUGCAGAAAACUGGGCAGCUGGGGACAGGCAGGCUGCAGCAUGGGCAGGAUGUGGCAUCACUGUCUCUGCCACUGGACCCACAGGAAGUGGCCCAGGAGAUGUGCAAAGCUGUGCCCUUCACUCAAGUGCUCUCCCGGCUGGGCUUCAUGGCUGUCCACCUCCUCAAUCACCUCUGCUUUGGCCACUGCUCCUCUUCCUACAUCCCGCUCAUCCUCUGCAACAGCUGUGUGCCCGCUCGCACGCGCUGGGCACCUGUGGUUCUCUGGUGUUGGGCGGGCAGCCCAGCCUCCCGUCGCCAGGUGAAGAUGUCCACUGUGCGGGCUGAGGGGUGUCAGUGCAGACCAAAGCUGUGCCCACCUCCUGCCAGCCGGGGAGCCAGCUGGGAACCUUGGUGCCAGGGGGGCCCCCGGAGUCCCUGCCCCCUCCCGGGCAAUGCCAGCCGGCCCCCACCCCCACCCCCCAGGCCCAGUAAUGGGUGGUCUCUGCCGGCUCGAGUGGGUCCGGGUGGGUCCGGGACAGCCCGGCCCGGGCGCCGCUGCGAACAAUGCCCCAUUCACGCGGCCAGUCAGCGCCAUGGCAACGCGCCCGCCCCGCCCUCCCCGCGUGCGGGCCGCUCGUGCCAAGAGGAUGCCAUGGUUACGUCAGGCGCGUGCCCGCCCCGCGCGCUCGUGAAGGGGCCGGGCCAGCAGGGGGCGCUCCGCGCUCUGUCCGGGGACUCUAGGCAGUGCGAGAUGUGUGCCUGUCACCUGCAACACGCGGCGGCGGCGGCGGCGGCGGCGGCGGCGGCGGCGGCGGGCGAGGGUGACCGGCCGAGCGGCGGCGGCAUGGAGUAG